CUGAAACCAACAACUUGAACCUCCAAUGCACAAAAUGUACAAUGUAGAGGUCUCGUAGAGUGCCGAGAACCUACACGAUGAUAACCGAAGCUGAGGCCUACUGGGAACGGAUAUGCCGUACAGUACUAUGAAGCCUCAGCUCCAUCAUCCGUUUUCGAGAGUCCAAAGCCGAGCCUCGCUUGAGCCUCGGGAAAGAGAGCUUUGCACUUGGCAUGAGAGAGUUGAACUUCGUUGUAAGCGGUGCCAUGCAGUGAAAGCUCCCUUUGAUUCGGCCUUCAGUCAGCUCCGAGUCUUGGAAAAGAGAAAGGGCCCAGCCUGAGAUGCAGUGGGCAGCAUCCACCAGGCCGAAGUUUCCCAGAAAGCUCACAGACAGCUCCGUACCCACUUCCCCUCUGGCCGAGGAACACUGGUUCAUCAGUACCAAUCAAUGAAGGAGCUGCCUGGCUGCCUUCCAUGUACCCAAGACACGGUAUAUACCUUACGUUGGUUCAAGUUGCUUCUUCUUGCUUUCUGCUGCAGCACCACAAUACAUAUCUCAUACGCACAACCGUGUAAGCCGGAGACCAGGCUCCAUAUAUACUUAGGAAACCGAAACAAAGCCCAAAGAAAGACUACUCCGCGCUUCAAGACGCCGCGCGCCAUUUCAAAUCCCCCAUUCAACCCCAGCGAAGCAAACAGAAGCAAAACCGAAUCGAUAUCUAAGUGUCUACAUCGUCAACAAUGUCCGCCGAAACGCAAAGCCAAGGUCCAAGUGUUGGAACCCACCCAGAUGUGAUCAAGGUUAUCCGUCAACCGGGGUCUUUCGCCUCGUACUCAGUCUCCACGACGACCCUACCGCCAGGCGCCCUGAUGGCUCGCCUGACCAGUCCGCCGUUGACAUUCGCUCCAGUGAAGCGGUGGUCAUCGGUGCAGGUGUCAGAGAACCAAGACAUCGAACUCAACUGCGACUUCUUGUACGUCAACCACAGCUGCGAGCCGAGCGUGGAAUUCCAUGUGAUCCCCGAAGAGGACAAGCCUGUGAUUGAAGUCAGGGUGGCCAUGCGCCGAGACGAGAACGGCAACCCCAAGGGGAUCAAGCCAGGUGAUGAAUUGACCUUUUUCUACCCGAGCACAGAGUGGGUCAUGGACCAACCUUUUGAGUGUAAGUGCGGGACGAAGAGCUGCAAGGGCUGGAUCAGCGGGGCGCGGGAUAUGACGCCCGAUCAGUUACGGGGAUACUUUUUGAAUGCUCAUAUCGAGGACUUGAGGAGUAUUCCGAGACAGCAGGCACAAGGGAAGAAUUAAUGGAGGGACCAGCGGUAGGGAGCAGGACGGAGAAAGGGGUGUUGAGCACGGAUUGCAGGAUCUUCUGAUGAGACGAGCCACAGUCAAGCUGGAAGUCAAAGUUGCUGGAUGAAGUUGUGAUCAAAAGACGGGUACCAGUGUGCUAAGGAGAGGAAUCUCAGCACCUAGCCGGCAGCUGGACGCGAAGGUCGGUAUGUCCAGUCCUGCAGGGAAGAAAUGGACAACGUCCCCAUCACCAAGAAAGACAGACGUUGGUUAUGGGGGCAAGCAGUAUGAAGUCGAGGUAGAUGUCCAUAACCUAAAACCUGACCUCAUCCACGAUACACAUCUGCGCUCGAAUCGUGCUCAGGCGGAGGCUGUACAAACAUGUGCACCUUGAACCAGUAAACCAACACACACACGUAUGUUUCC
Messenger RNA from Exophiala dermatitidis NIH/UT8656, 1695 nucleotides. RefSeq lists its product as uncharacterized. The transcript has 2 exons. The record is from RefSeq and is a predicted model, not a curated record. The coding region runs from base 721 to 1284 and encodes 187 amino acids. NCBI's taxonomy places the organism in Eukaryota, Fungi, Ascomycota, Eurotiomycetes, Chaetothyriales, Herpotrichiellaceae.